AUGGAAAUCUAUUCACCACCUCCACCUGUUCCUGCAAUCAAGAAUGGAAAGAACUUAAAUGAAAGACGUAAAUCAGCAAAAUUUCAUCCAUGCAUUUGGGGAAACUUCUUUCUCAAGUAUAAUUCAGAUAACACGGACAUCAUUGAUGCUGCUCAACAAGAAGAACUCGCAAAGCACAAAGAAAUGGUUAGAGAAAUGCUCUCCCUAACUGCGGACGAUUCAACGUGUAAAUUGGAACUCAUCGAUGCGAUUCAGCGUCUAGGUGUGGAAUAUCAUUUCGAGAAAGAAAUUGAGGGAUCUUUGAAAUAUAUUCAUGACAAUUACAAGCAGCAAAAUAGCAAAAACAACGAUGAUCUCCGCACUGUGGCUCUUCGCUUUCGUCUGCUUAGACAACAAGGUUACAACAUACCAUGUGAGGUGUUCAGCAAAUUCACUGACAAACAAGGAAAUUAUGAGGCGGCGUUGCAAGACAACGUUGAAGGUUUGCUGAACUUGUACGAGGCGGCCCAUCUUUUGAAACAUGACGAGGAACUUCUUGACAGAGCAAUAGAGUUCUGCUCGUCUCAUCUUCGCGCUUCAGUGCUCAACAAGGCCGCGGAUGUUUCUCUCUGUAAACGUGUCGGAGAAGCUCUGAAGAUGCCAAACCGUUGGAGUCUCACAAGAUUGGGCGCCAGAAAGUUCAUUUCAGCGUACCAAGAAGACGAGUCACAUAAUGAAACACUACUGAAUUUCGCAAAACUGGAUUUCAACAUAGUGCAGAAGAUGCACCAGAGAGAGCUCAGUGAUGCUACAAGGUGGUGGAAGAAAUUUGACAUAGCGAAUAGAAUGCCUUAUGCAAGAGAUAGGAUUGCAGAAUUGUACCUAUGGAUGCUAGGAGUCUUCUUCGAGCCAUGCUAUGCUAGAGCAAGAAGCAUAUUACUGAAAGCCAUUUGUAUGGCUUCUAUUGUUGACGACACAUUUGAAUAUGCAACAAUAGAUGAACUACAGAUUCUAACAGACACUGUUCAACGUUGGGAUGUUAAUGAGACCUUGGAGGAUUCGCCACCAUACAUCCAAAUGUGCUACAGAAGCCUUAUUGAUACUUUUACCGAAUUGGAAGACGAAAUGGAGAAAUCGGGAGAAUCAAACCGCGUCCAAUAUGCAAUACAAGAAAUGAAAAAGUUAGUGUUGGCAUAUUUGGAGGAGACGAAAUGGUUGUAUGAUGAUUAUAUUCCAACAGUAGACGAGUAUAUGAAGGUCUCCCUCCCAAGUUCCGUUUACAUGAUGUUGUCAACAACUUCUUUGGUGGGUAUGGGAGAUCAAGUUAGCGAAAAAGAUUUUGAUUGGAUUAUAAAUGAACCUCUAAUAGAUCGAGCAUCAACAUUAGCAGCUCGAUUAUGGAAUGACUUAGUUGGAGAUGAGAAUGAGAAGAAACCCUCGUCAAUACACUCUUACAUGAGACAGUAUGGCGUGUCGGAGGAAGAGGCUCGUGCUCAAAUUGAACAACAAGUGAAGAAUGCAUUGAAAGAUAUAAAUCAAGAAUGCCUUGAGCCGACAUCGGCAUCCAUGCCAAUCCUCAUGCGCGUUCUCAAUCUUGCUCGAACCGCCAAACUUUUUUAUUUGGACGGGGAUGGCUAUACCGAUCCCAACAAAUCCAAAGAAACGGUAAAGAUGUUGCUUAUCGAGGCCGUGCCAAUUUGA
This is a messenger RNA of Salvia splendens (bonfire salvia), 1680 nucleotides long. Its product is annotated as bicyclogermacrene synthase. Gene Ontology annotation, molecular function: magnesium ion binding; terpene synthase activity. Gene Ontology annotation, biological process: diterpenoid biosynthetic process. Lineage: Eukaryota; Viridiplantae; Streptophyta; Magnoliopsida; Lamiales; Lamiaceae. The coding region runs from base 1 to 1680 and encodes 559 amino acids. The transcript has 7 exons. The record is from RefSeq and is a predicted model, not a curated record.